This is a messenger RNA of Alternaria conjuncta, 585 nucleotides long. RefSeq lists its product as uncharacterized. Lineage: Eukaryota; Fungi; Ascomycota; Dothideomycetes; Pleosporales; Pleosporaceae. Bases 1 to 585 code for a protein of 194 amino acids. The record is from RefSeq and is a predicted model, not a curated record. The transcript has a single exon.
AUGCCCAAGCUUUCAGCUUUUGCAAUCCGGAAGCCGCACGAUAACUGGAGGAAAUUGAGUAAUCUGCCUGCUUUUAUGGCAAAGUACGGUGCCGGCUUGAGAAUGCUGCAAUUUGACGAUAGCCAACUGGCCAACAUGUCCGAGGUCUUUGAUCACACAUCCUCUCUGGAAGUAUUUGAUACUUUCGAUGCCACAGGGCCUCUCUGUGAUGUCCCUGUAUCAGUCACUCAGAUUGUACUUCGUCGGUUUCCAGAGAACAUUGGUUACGGAGUUCAAACUCUAGAGUCAUUGCUUCAGGUCGUCGGGUCGUUGCCGCCGGACAGGAAGUUACAUGCCAUUCGCAUGUGUUCAGUCAACGACUAUCUCGAAAGAGAGCCAUUUCUCUGGCGAGAGAAGAUGAAAGUGGCGGACACGAGAAGGAUGGAAACCUGGAAGAGAUUUAGGUAUAAUGUGAAGAAAAUGCUAGACCUGGGCGUUUCACUUCUAGAUCAACAGGGUGUUGCUCUCGCAAACGUCCUCAUAGAGAUGGGGGAGUUUCCAGAAGCGGAUAGUGAAGAGGAAAGGGACGAAGAGAACGACGCUUAG